AUGGCUGUUCACCUCCAGGAAGAAAAAUCUAAUAUUUUACCCGACUUUCUGAAUUUGAAUGAUUUAGGAUGCAACUCUACUGGAGGAAAGAUUUUAUUUGCAACAGAUGAUUUCUUUGCUCCUGCAGAAAAUCUCUUGAAGGUAUGCUCUUUUCUGGAAAACAAAGACCAUGCUGAUCUAUUCACUGACUGGAAAUGAAGAGAUGGAUGGGAGACCAGGAGAAAGCGUAUUCCAGGUCAUGAUCGGUUGGGAAUGCCAGGCAUUAUUUGUGGGUUUGAUGUAGAUACAUCUUAUUUAGCUGGCAACUGUGCUCCAUGGAUAUCAAUUCAAGCAGCUUGUUUGAAAUCAGAAGAGGUACCACUGCUUCCCCUAAGAGGGAACCGAAUAGGAACUACAGCUUCAGAGGAAGAGUUGGAGGCUGCCAAGGAGAUGAAGUCACAUGAAUGGACUGUUUUGGUUCCUGUAUCAGAAACAAAAUCAGGAAAUCUUGAUACUGGCCAUAACUAUUUUUUUGUGAAUUCAAAGCAAAGGUGGACUCAUCUAAGAUUCAACUUAUAUCCUGAUGGUGGAAUUGCACGUUUAAAAGUAUAUGGUACAAUGUUGAAAGACUGGUCACUUUGUGGCCUGAAUCACUUGAAUGACUUGGUAGCAACAGUGAAUGGAGGAAUUUGUAUUGGAUAUAGUGAUGCUCAACUGGGUCACCCCCAAAAUAUCAUAGGAAUAGGAAAAGCAAAGUCCAUGAAAGAUGGAUGGGAAACGAGAAGAAAUUUGGAAAGACCACCAAUUUUAAAAGUUGAUGACAAGGGAAUGCUCCUCAUACCAGGAAAUGAAUGGGCAAUCUUUAGACUGGGUCAUUCAGGCACAGUAACUCACAUAGAAAUAGAUACCAGUCAUUUUAAAGUCCCAGACCUGGGAAUCCCGCCGUCGGAAUUCCUGGGACUUCCAGACUAA
Messenger RNA from Python bivittatus (Burmese python), 951 nucleotides. NCBI's taxonomy places the organism in Eukaryota, Metazoa, Chordata, Lepidosauria, Squamata, Pythonidae. The record is from RefSeq and is a predicted model, not a curated record.